UUUAUUAGGUAGGGUUCAUCAUUCUUCGUUUUUUGCGGAAGUUGAGUGCGGGCAACACAUAGCUAGCCAGAAUGGAAGCGCCUGACCAGCAUAAUGCCGAUAGCAUUAUCAAACUCCCCCGCGAUGUGAUGCAGCUCAUUCUCACGUUCUUGCCCGUAAAAGAUGCAGCCAAAACAGCCACACUGUCGAGACAAUGGCGGCACAACUGGCGAUCAAACACUCGAUUCGUGUUCGAUAGCGAUUUUGGUGAAAUCUCAGAAGAGGGGGACUAUGGUUCCAAAGCGAAUGCGCUAAUGCUGGCGAUCUACAGAGCUCUGCUGGUUCAUGAUGGACCAGUAACCAAGUUCAUGCUUAAAAUUCCUGGACUGCGGCCCUGUCCUGAUAUCAACCACAUAGUUCACUUCCUCGCGAAGAAGGGUGUCCAGGAAGUCGCCCUUAUCUUUAUUGAUAAUGAAGAUGACGGCAGUUGGCGAGAGAUGCCUUCUGCCUUGUUCUCUGCUCGCGAACUCAGCUCCCUGAUUUUGAAGGAUUGUGAUUUUUCUAGGGCACCAUCCUGGUUUCUGGGAUUCACUAAGCUUACCCAUCUUUGGUUAGAAAGCGUGGAUGCUGACUCUGGUUUUUAUGACGAUUUCCUUCCCAAGUGCCCUCUUCUCAAGCACUUGACACUUUUUAUCCGGGACACGAAUGCGAUGGAGUCUCGUGGGAAGGCUGAACUAGUAGCUCCAUCGCUCGAGGUGUUCAAAUCCAAUGUGUGGAAUAUCUGCUUCAGGCAUACCCCCCUUCUUUCAGAGGUAGUAAUCGAGACACAGCCUGAGGAUUAUGCACGAAGCGACUUUGGUGCGUAUAAUCCGGAUGUUGCUGCUGUAUUUGCUUCUCUCCCUGCAAUCCAGAAGUUAUUUGUUAGCCUAGAAUGGAUGAAAUUCCUUGCCUCAGGUAAUUUCCCCGUCAUGCUUCCUACACGUCUUUGCCAACUGAAAUCCCUCGAAAACCAAAUCGUACUGUAUCAUUCAUCGGAAGCACGCCUGCUUCUUUGUCUAAUCAGGAGUUCCCCCAACUUGCAGAGGCUGUACAUUCUGCUCUGUGAUGCCCCUUCCUCCCUUCCGCCAACAGAGUUAAUUGACAGCUUACAGUUGCUGUUGGAAGCAGAGUGCGUUCCUCCUGCGAGUUGUUUUCAGUGCCUUGAAGAGUUUGCCAUCCAUGGAUUUACGGGUACACUGAUUGAGUUGGACCUUGUGAGGCUUGCGCUAACUUCUGCCCCACAACUUCGGACGCUUUUCAUCUAUCCGGAAGUGAAUUCGGACCUCCGAAAGGAUGUCAAAGUCUUGAUGGAGGUGACACGAUAUAAGCGUGCUUCCACUGAAGCAGAGGUCAGAUAUGUUUGGAAAGAGCAGGCUGACACUUCUUAGCUUCACACUCUUUGAAGGUUUCAUGGUCAUCACUCUUUCGACCGACGAGCCUGAUGAUAUGUAGCUCUUACUCGUCAUCCCUGUGGUUCAUCUUCCUUCUGACUUUUUUUGAAAUUUGGUGCUCGUUUAAUUUUUGGAGAAAUGAAGAAGGGUUAUGGUUUUUUUUUUUGUUUGGC
This is a messenger RNA of Linum tenue, 1582 nucleotides long. Lineage: Eukaryota; Viridiplantae; Streptophyta; Magnoliopsida; Malpighiales; Linaceae. The record is from the annotation of a GenBank genome assembly.